This is a messenger RNA of Mycena citricolor, 507 nucleotides long. Lineage: Eukaryota; Fungi; Basidiomycota; Agaricomycetes; Agaricales; Mycenaceae. The record is from the annotation of a GenBank genome assembly.
AUGUCCUUCACCUCCCAAACCCGCCGCCGCGUCCCGUUCACGCCCUACACCCCGGGAAAUCAGUUCAAGGCUGCGACCGGCAGGGGCAUCCACGCUCCUGUGUCCUUCGAUGUUCCCGGAAGCGCCAGACAAGGCGUCCAGAUGCACGAGCUCAGACUGCGCGGAGUCGGGAUGCCCAUGGCUGGCGCGGGCGAGGCCGCCUUGUCCCAGACAGGCUUGCAGAGAGUGAUUUUGCGAAUCCUCUGGCCUGGAUACACGCACGUUGAAUGGUGCCGGACGAUUCCCGUGGUCCACUCAAACGGUGUCCCCCUCACUCGAAUUGAGUUGGCUGUACAAAUCGCCCUCAACUUCGGUCGCUUUGUUGAGAAAUGUCAAUUCGAAGCGCCAACAGCACAGGGGUUCAUGUUCUCCGCGAACUGUGUGAAAUUCGACCAUCUGUUCCUGGUGGGCUUGCAUAACACCUUCGACGAUGUCUGGCAGGCAGAUGUAGCUCUGGAUAUCGCGUGA